This is a messenger RNA of Letharia columbiana, 1329 nucleotides long. RefSeq lists its product as uncharacterized. The transcript has 4 exons. Lineage: Eukaryota; Fungi; Ascomycota; Lecanoromycetes; Lecanorales; Parmeliaceae. Bases 1 to 1329 code for a protein of 442 amino acids. The record is from RefSeq and is a predicted model, not a curated record. Gene Ontology annotation, cellular component: endoplasmic reticulum membrane; endoplasmic reticulum; Golgi membrane. Gene Ontology annotation, biological process: endoplasmic reticulum to Golgi vesicle-mediated transport; retrograde vesicle-mediated transport, Golgi to endoplasmic reticulum.
AUGCCCGCCAAAUCCCGUUUCACUCGGCUAGACGCCUUUACUAAGACAGUAGAAGAUGCAAGAAUACGGACGACAUCAGGGGGCAUUGUCACAAUAGCUUCUUUGCUCAUUGUCUUCUAUUUGGUAUGGGGAGAAUGGUCAGAUUACAGACGGGUGACGGUGCAUCCUGAGCUCAUAGUGGAUAAGGGGCGAGGAGAGCGAAUGGAGAUACAUCUCAAUGUCUCUUUCCCCCGGAUACCCUGCGAACUCCUCACACUCGACGUAAUGGACGUAUCUGGCGAGCAACAAACAGGCGUCAAAGAUGGUCUAAGCAAGGUCCAGCUUGCACCAGUAUCUCAAGGUGGUCUCCCAAUCUCAGUCUCGUCAUUGAAUCUUCACGGCGAAGAAUCGGCCUCCCACCUCGACCCCGACUAUUGCGGCAACUGCUACGGCGCCAUCGCACCCCCCACAGCGAUCAAAACCGGCUGCUGCAACACCUGCGAAGAAGUGCGUGAAGCCUACGCCUCUGUCUCCUGGGCUUUUGGCCGUGGCGAAAACGUCGAACAAUGCGAACGCGAACACUACAGCGAAAAGCUAGACGCCCAGCGUGGCCAAGGCUGCCGAAUCGAAGGCGGAUUUCGCGUCAACAAGGUCAUUGGAAACUUCCACAUUGCGCCAGGAAGGAGUUUCAGCAAUGGAGCGAUGCAUGUGCAUGAUCUGAAUAACUAUUUGGAUACGCCAGAUGGGAACCCACAUACUUUUACGCAUCACAUCCAUCAUCUGCGCUUUGGGCCCCAGGUACCGGAAAGUGUGACACAGAGGCUCGGAGCAAAGAAUGCGAUGCCCUGGACGAAUCAUCAUCUGAACCCGCUGGAUCAGACGGAGCAGCUCACGGACGAUCCCGCGUUCAAUUAUAUGUAUUUUGUCAAGGUGGUUAGUACGAGCUAUCUCCCACUUGGGUGGCAGGGGAAGAACGGCGCGUUUGGGGGCCAGGAUGAUGCGCUGUUGAAUGAUCUUUUGCCAGUGGGAAGUCAUGGGAGGGGCGAGGAUGGGAGCUUGGAGACGCACCAGUAUUCGGUGACUAGUCAUAAGAGGAGUCUGAGUGGGGGGAGCGAUUCGCAGGAGGGGCAUAAGGAGAGGCUGCAUGCGAAGGGCGGCAUCCCAGGCGUCUUCUUCAGCUACGACAUAUCGCCGAUGAAGGUUAUUAACAGAGAAGAGCGAACGAAGACUUUUGCAGGUUUCCUAACGGGCGUCUGCGCGGUCAUAGGAGGUACUCUGACUGUUGCUGCGGCGAUAGACCGGGGGGUGUACGAGGGUGCUACGAGGAUCAAGAAAUUGCAUCAGCGGUGA